Messenger RNA from Salvia hispanica, 1516 nucleotides. RefSeq lists its product as uncharacterized. Lineage: Eukaryota; Viridiplantae; Streptophyta; Magnoliopsida; Lamiales; Lamiaceae. The record is from RefSeq and is a predicted model, not a curated record.
AUCACCGAAUAAAACGAAAACAUAGAAAAUGACCCAAAUUCCUUAUGAAUUGAUCCGACAAGUCCAGAUCCGUACCCGGUCGGCCGCGGGGCUACCAGAUUACGACCCGUCGGAUCCUAACCUACCUCAUCUGCCGUCUCUCUCAGCCACGAUAGCCUCGCCGUCGGACCGCCGCUGCCGGAACUGCAAAGCGUUGCUUCUUAGAGAAUCGGAGUCCAUAAUCUGCUUCUACUGCGGCAUUGGUCCCCAUUACUACGCUGUUCCUGACCCCAUCUGCUGCACCUCCACCGCGGGGUACCAGUGGCUGCUCCGCUCGCUCCACUUCGAUGGAUCGGAAAUGGUUGAUCCAAUCAGUAAAGUUAACCAAGCUCUUGCCGAUCAAGAUUUGUUUCAAAGUGUCCAAUCAUCCAAGCCGGCAGUCAGCUCUUCUGAGCACAUGAACAACAGACUUUCUGGAUGGGAGGCAGAUUUUCAGUUCACUGAUUCUGAAAAUCAGCUUGGUGGGCACACGUCAUCUGAUCAUGUUGUAGCUUCCUCAGAAGGUUCUAAUAUUAAAUUUGAAGACCCCGUGUCCUUUCAGAGCUCCUCGAGUUUAAAUGUUGAUCUUGGUGCUCAACUCGAUUCUGUGUUUGGACCUGGAGAAAACCUGAAUGAUGGGAAAGGAAACGGCAAUGCUUCUGUUCCUACAGCAGCUGGUGACUGGAAUUCGGAUGAUGCAUGGAAUAAUCUGGGGUCGAGCAUGCCCGAUUUGUCUGGUGGAUUUGGUGUUACUUUCAGCGCUAAGAUUGACAAUCAAAAUGACCCUACUACACUAGGCUUCUCAGAAGAUCUUUCUAGCAGUGUUGAUUUUGAUUUGUUCAAGGACUUCCAGACGCCAGCGAACCAUGCAGAUAUUACUAAGAAUAAGAGCAUGAGCCAUGAGCCUACUGCAACGGAUGAGGAUGUAUCUGAAGACUGGAAUGAUUUUGCUUGCUCAACCAGCUUACAAGCUCCUCCCCAAAAUACCUGGGCUGGAAGUUGUGAUCAUGUCUCAACUUCUGAAAAUAAGUCAGCAGAGGACUUGUUCAGCUUUGACAGUAAGCUUGAAGGUGAAAACAAAUCAUCUGAUACUGAUAUAUUCAGCUUCGACAGUAAGCUUGAAGGUGGAAACAAAUCCUCUGAUACUGAUAUAUUCAGCUGUGACAAUAAGUUUGAAGGUGACAAGAAGCCCUCAGGGGGAGAUUUAUUCAGCUUCGACAACAAGCCCUCAGAGAGAGAUUUAUUCAGCUUCGAGAAUAAGUUUGAUGAUGAUAAGAAGACCCCUGAGAGAGAUAUAUUCAGCUUUGAUGGUGAUUUUGGUGGAGAAUUUAGCGGCUACUCCCAGCCUAAUGCUCCUGCACAAGGCAAUGCUAUGAUGUCCAAAGAUCCUGCUUCAAUCUGGUGCGUUUGUACUCUUGGUAGACAAGAUUUGUGCUCAUAUUUUGCCAUAGCCUGCUUUGGUUAAACUAUUUAAAUAUGAAUUUCUUCAUCUUGAUAA